Messenger RNA from Arabidopsis arenosa, 1262 nucleotides. The record is from the annotation of a GenBank genome assembly. NCBI's taxonomy places the organism in Eukaryota, Viridiplantae, Streptophyta, Magnoliopsida, Brassicales, Brassicaceae.
UUUUUUCAAAGUCCCAAAACAUAUUCAUGUCUGCGAAUUCGAAUAAUCAUCCUAAUCAUCCUCAUCAUCAUCAGCUACAAGAAAAUGGAGGUUUAGUUAGUGGCCACCACCAAGUACUCUCUCACCACUUCCCACAAAACCCUAACCCUAACCACCACCAUGUUGACACAGCAGCCGCCACCACCGUUGAUCCGAGCAGUCUCAAUGGCCAGGCGGCUGAGAGAGCGAGGCUAGCUAAGAACUCUCAGCCGCCAGAGGGAGCCCUAAAGUGUCCUCGAUGUGACUCAGCCAAUACCAAGUUCUGUUACUUCAACAACUACAACCUCACACAGCCACGUCACUUCUGCAAAGCUUGCCGUCGCUACUGGACACGUGGUGGUGCCUUGAGGAACGUACCUGUCGGUGGUGGCUGCCGGAGGAACAAGAAGGGUAAAUCCGGAAACUCCAAGUCUUCCUCCUCACAGAACAAGCAGUCAACGUCUAUGGUCAACGCUACAAGCCCUACAACUACUAGUAAUGUCCAGCUUCAAACAAAUAGCCAAUUCCCAUUUUUGCCCACUCUACAAAACCUCACUCAACUUGGUGGUAUUGGUUUAAACUUAGCCGCCAUUAAUGGAAAUAAUGGUGGAAAUGGUAACACUAGCUCAAGUUUCUUGAAUGAAUUAGGGUUUUUUCAUGGUGGUAACACUUCAGGUUCGGUCAUGGGUAACAACAACAACGAGAAUAACAUCAUGACUUCUCUUGGAUCAGCAAGCCACUUCGCUUUGUUCGAUCGAACCAUGGGAUUAUAUAAUUUCCCUAACGAGGGCAAUAUGGGAUUAUCUUCUAUUGGGGCUACUAGGGUUUCUCAAAUUGCUCAAGUGAAAAUGGAAGACAACCAUUCGGGUAAUAUAAACCGACCGGUUUCCGGUUUGACAUCUCCGGGGAAUCAAUCCAAUCAAUAUUGGACAAGUCAAAGUCUCCCUGGUUCUUCAUCUAACGAUCAUCAUCACCAGCACCUUAUGUGAGUGUGUUUCUUAGCCGUCGGAUCAUUCAUGGACCUUGUUAAAGAGCCAAUGCAUAUGGAGAAACUAAAAGGUAUAUUAGAAUCGGUUUGUUAUAGUCAAUAUAUGGGUGCAUAUAGAAUCAGGGUGUGACAAAGAAUUAUAUUCGUAUUGUGUGAUUAUGAACUUGUUAGAUGUAUGAGAGAGUGUACUUUGUCGAGUUUGUGUUUGUUCAAUUCGUAUUAUUCACUCAAAUUUUCAUAAAAUAAUACUAACUUA